CUUGUCUUUUUUAUUCUGCUCCAUCUUCUACGCUACUCAACGGAUUAUAUUCACAGCCAUGAAGUUCACUACGCUCAUUCCUGCUAUUGCUGUAGCCGCCAGUGUCCUCUCUUCCUCUGCCUCUGCUGCCCCCCCACAGUACACUCUUUGUAGCUCUACCAACAGCUCUCUGAAUAUCACGGAAGUGACCUAUGAGCCUGAUUCUCCCGUACCAGGUGAAGAAUUCUGUGCUACCGUCAAAGGCAAUCUCACACGCCCUAUCAACAAUGGGUCUACUCUGUUAGUCAAUGGAACGUUUCUCGGCAUUGAGUUUUCCAAUGCUAAUUCUCCAAUGGAUCUUUGUCAGGGCCUCUCGUAUUUCAAUAUUACUUGCCCGGUCCCAGCACAAGAGUUUUCUACGGAAGAAUGUAAAGACAUUCCAUCGGAUUGGAGGCCCAGCAACAUCACACUCGGCACAAUCAAAAUGCAUGCCAAGAACGCUGAUGGCACCGAUAUCAUCUGCAUCGAGGCUCCUAUCCAGCACCCUGGACAUAUGGAUGAUAGCAUGAAAAAUGCCCAGUUAAACUUAAACAGCUUGAGAUUUUUGUUCUAAGAAUUAGAAAGACUAUUAUAAAAAAAAUAAAAAUAAAAAAAAAGCCACAGGC
This is a messenger RNA of Lobosporangium transversale, 644 nucleotides long. RefSeq lists its product as hypothetical. The coding region runs from base 59 to 592 and encodes 177 amino acids. The transcript has 2 exons. Lineage: Eukaryota; Fungi; Mortierellomycota; Mortierellomycetes; Mortierellales; Mortierellaceae. The record is from RefSeq and is a predicted model, not a curated record.